UGGAGGCAGUGAAGAGGCGCGGAGCGAAGGAGGCUGCAGCAGGGAAACGAGAACACGGUAGAAAAGUGAACUUUCUUCUUAGAGGUAAAUCCCGAUCGGCGGUAGCUACAUCUCGCAAAUUUAGUAGAGCCUCAUCCAGCCAUCUGGAGACAGUGAUGAGCGAAUGGAAGGAAAGCUGGUUUUCAUGUAAUGUGAUUUGGAUCUGAGUAUAAAUAUUGCCUUGAAAUGGAGGUGGACCUUUGUCAAAAUGAGUGUGGACACUGAUUACCUUACGGGCAGCGGUAAUGCUUCUACGGAGCUGUAUAGGAAGAUCAAUCUGACCAACAUCUCCAAAGUCACCGAGAACGAAACCGAUGUCAGUCCGCUGGACCUCACCCGGGCGGUACCGCUGGGCAUGGUCCUCGGGGUUUUUAUAGUGUUUGCCAUCGUGGGGAACAUACUUGUCAUUCUUUCGGUUGUGUGCAACAAACAUCUGCGCAUCCCAACCAACUACUUCAUCAUAAAUCUAGCCAUUGCCGACCUGUUGCUGAGCACCACCGUGCUUCCCGUAUCGGCUAUUUUGGAAAUCCUGAACUACUGGGUGUUCGGAAGGAUCUUCUGUGAUAUUUGGGCGGCCGUGGACGUAUUGUGUUGCACCGCUUCGAUCAUGAGCUUGUGCGUAAUAUCGAUAGACCGUUAUAUCGGGGUACGGUACCCCCUGCAAUAUCCGAGCAUUGUGACGGAGAGACGGGCGCUGCUGGCCAUGCUGGGAGUCUGGGCGCUCUCCGUGGUCAUCUCCAUCGGACCCCUGCUUGGGUGGAAGCAACCACCGUCACCGGAUGAUACCGUCUGCCUCAUAACCCAGGAACCGUUUUACGCCUUAUUUUCUUCCCUUGGCUCAUUCUACAUACCCCUGGCGGUUAUUUUAGCCAUGUACUGCCGCGUGUACAUAGUGGCUAAAAGGACCACAAAGAACCUGGAGGCCGGGGUGAUGAGAGAGAGGAUGGACUCCAACGAGUUCAUACUGAGGAUCCACACGAAAAGCGCUCAGCCGCAGGAGGACUGCGGGGCAGCUGGCAAAGGGAAGGGACAUCACGCAAAAUGCUCAUUCGCGGUGAAACUGCACAAAUUUUCCAGAGAGAAGAAAGCUGCCAAGACUCUCGGAGUCGUGGUGGGAAUGUUCAUCCUCUGCUGGUUGCCAUUCUUUUUAGUACUUCCCAUGGGCUCAUUCAACAGCAACCUGCGACCACCAGAAACGCUGUUCAAAGUGAUCUUCUGGUUGGGCUACUUCAACAGCUGCCUGAACCCUAUCAUUUAUCCUUCUUACAACCGGGAGUUUAAGCAAGCGUUCCUGCGCAUCCUCAAAUGCCAGUGCCACCGCAGGAAACGUCCGGGCUGGAACGCGUACAACUACCGCAGCCCCCAGCUGACCCCUUCAAAUCACCUGCGCAAGGAGUUCCUCGAUGAGCACUUCUCCAGCUUUAACGGGAGCCACAGGACCGUCUCUUCUGCUAACCCCAGUCUCAGCUGCGUCAGCAACAGCCCCGAACCCGGCUCGGAGCUGGGGGGUUUUAAUGGCUGGGACCCCUGUUCCCAGUCUCCGGAGGGCUCCUCUGAGUUUCAGGGGGAGCCUCUGGGAGGAGACUUCCUGCAGAUUGCCGAUGAGUAUAAUCGGAUGAGCCAUGACCCAUAACCCCUCCCUCCCUUCUUCCCAACCCGGAAUGGAGGUCCGGAGUAAGCUAUGUGUUGCGCUGAAGUAAAUCGCAGGAAACUGGGCGUAAGGCACCGUUGCGACAUGUCCUGUUACAUCUGCCAUCGCUUUUGAUUUCUGUUGGCUUUUUUUUGUCAGAAGACCGGAAAGUAUUAAAUAAAGGGUUAUUUCUUUUCUUUAUGUUAUUGCUUAUUACUGCCUUGUGUGUUAAAUUUUCACCUGGCUGAUGAUCAGGAAGCAGGAGAGUGGUCCAGUUUGUGAUCUUUAAUAUUG
Molecule: messenger RNA, 1963 nt
Organism: Brienomyrus brachyistius
Lineage: Eukaryota; Metazoa; Chordata; Actinopteri; Osteoglossiformes; Mormyridae
Product: alpha-1A adrenergic receptor-like
Exons: 2
Coding region: 248-1672 (474 amino acids)
Biological process (GO): adenylate cyclase-activating adrenergic receptor signaling pathway; phospholipase C-activating G protein-coupled receptor signaling pathway; positive regulation of cytosolic calcium ion concentration
Cellular component (GO): membrane
Molecular function (GO): alpha1-adrenergic receptor activity
Source: RefSeq, a predicted model, not a curated record